This is a messenger RNA of Sorex fumeus (smoky shrew), 3061 nucleotides long. RefSeq names its product zinc finger protein 764-like. Bases 77 to 1282 code for a protein of 401 amino acids. The transcript is spliced from 3 exons. Gene Ontology annotation, cellular component: nucleus. Lineage: Eukaryota; Metazoa; Chordata; Mammalia; Eulipotyphla; Soricidae. The record is from RefSeq and is a predicted model, not a curated record. Gene Ontology annotation, biological process: regulation of DNA-templated transcription.
UUCUAACGGUACGGUUGCCCGCCCUCCUCGGCCGUCCCAGCGGAGCCUUCUGCGCCGGGAUCCCGCGGCGCUGCCCAUGGCGCCGCCUCUGGCCCCGCUGCCCACGGGGGAAGCGGACGGGACUGCGCGCGAGGGGCGGAACCCCGUGAGGUUCGCGGACGUGGCCGUGUACUUCUCCCCCGAGGAGUGGGGGUGCCUUGCGCCCCCGCAGAGGACCCUGUACCGGGACGUGAUGCGCGAGACCUACGGCCACCUGUGCGCGCUCGGAUUCCGAGGCGCCAAGCCCGCCCUCAUCUCCUGGGUGGAGGAGGAGGCCGAGCUGGGGGACGCUGAGGCCCGGGAUCCGGAGGCGGGAGCGUGGUCUCCGCGAGCAGAGCCAGAUUCCAGAAACAAGGGCAAGAAGGGACAGCGAGAAGACACUGCAACUCCAGAGAAGAUCCUCUCUGCAUAUGGAGAACCUCUUGAGCUGAAGACUGUCAAAGCCCCUUCUGCCCGGUGCCCUGGUGGUCUGAAGCAGCCCUUGAGAGGCUGUUCCCGGCUCUGUGCCCCCCUCCCUGUCCCGCGGGCAGACCAGCGUCACGGCUGCCACCUGUGCGGGAAGAGUUUUGCUUGGCACUCCACUCUGAUCCGACACCUGUACACGCACACAGGGGAGAAGCCCUUCUGCUGCUCGGAUUGUGGCAAGGGCUUCAGCCAGGCCUCUACGCUCAGCAAGCACCGGGCCUUCCACCUGGGGGAGCGGCCCCACCGCUGCCCCGACUGCGGCCGGACCUUCACCCAGCGCUGUAACCUCACGACCCACCUGCGGGUGCACACGGGUGAGAAGCCCUACCGCUGUGCUGACUGCGGCCGCUGCUUCAGCCAGAGCUCAGCGCUCUGCCAGCACCAGCGGGUACACAGCGGCGAGACCCCCUACCCGUGUCCUGACUGUGGCCGUGCCUUUGCCCAUGCCUCGGACCUUCGUCGCCACAUGCGCACGCAUACGGGGGAGAAGCCCUACCCGUGCCCAGACUGUGGGCGUUGCUUCCGCCAGCGUUCAGAGUUAGUAGUCCACCGUCGCACCCACAGUGGCGAGCGCCCGUACCCCUGUCCUCAGUGUGGCCGGUGCUUCAGCCAGAAGUCAGCAGUGACCAAGCACCUGUGGGUCCACAGGCCAGGUGCUGGGGGGCGCAGAGGCCGGGUUGUCAGUGUCAUGCCUGGCCCCCUGGCCCCUGGCCGAGGAGACCUGGACCCGCCUGUGGGAUUUCAGCACUACCCAGACAUAUUCCAGGAGUGCGGGUGAUGGCCUCAAAGGUCAGUAGGCCAGAGGUGAAAAUCUUGGUGGUGUUGGAGCUCCAGCGGCAUCACAGCUGGAUCUGAGUGAAGAGGAGUCUGAGCCCGUCAUCAGCUUGAUCCAUUGAUAUUUUACUUUCUAAUCUCCCAGACUCAAGAAACACCCUUUGAUCAAUUAGGGCUGAGGAUUCCCACUACACCAGUUACAGGAAAGCAAAGGCCGUAUCUUACCUUCCCUGUGCUGAAAGGAUUGAGGUAGAGGAGAACUUUAUUUCACCCAUUAUCAUUAUUACCAGAGUUAAAAAACCAAGGACCUUAUACUGAAUCAGGCCCACAGCUGCCUUUGUACUGUUUUAGGCCCAGAGAGCAUUUGUGAAAUGUUACAAAAUACAGAUUACGGUGUAAAAGUUUAGGCCGGGGACAAAGCAAUAGUACAGUGAGCAGGGCACUUGCCUUGCAUGCAACAAACCCAGGUUCAAGCUCCAGCACCCUAUAUGGUACCCUGAGUACCCCACCAGUGAUAAUGCAUAGCCAGGAGUAACUCCUGGGCAUCACCAGGCCCCAAAACAAGAGGGGCAGCAGAGUACAGGAGGUAAGGUGCUUGCACAUGACUGACCCCAGAAUGAUCACACCCUGGUCCCUCAGAAGUGAAUGAGCCCUAGCACAGGAGUAAGCCGUGAGCACCAUUGGUUGUGGCCCCUCAAAUAUUUAAAAAUCAAGGAAUUCUAUAUAAGGAUCCAAGUUUCUGGUUUGUUUUGGAAAGACCAGGACUUGGAAAUGACUUAAGCUCCCCCAGAGAACAUUUGGCAGGAGCUGUCCCGUUAGGGAAAGCAGAAUCCAUUAUGUUCAGCAUGAUCACAAUCACGACGAUCACGACCAUCCUGUUACUUGUCGAUUGCCUCCAGCAGGCCCCAGUAACGUCUCUUUCGUCCUAGCCCUGCCUGAGAUUUUUAAAAAAGUGCCAUAUUCAAGGCUCUUUCAGAGUUAGGAGAAUGAGACCCAUUAUUGUUACUGGUAUUUGGCAUAUUAGGUACGCCACGGGGAGUUUGCCAGACUCUGCCGUGUGGGCAGGUUACAUUCGGUAGCCUGCCAUUUUGUCCAAAGUAGGAAUGAGAUAAUAAGAUGUCAUGGUGAAUGCGGCCGCGCGCUUCCAGGAGCUGGGUUUUAUAGUCUCUGGGUCUUGGUCGAUGAUGGGAUUACAGGGGGCCAGUUGGUGGGUGUGAUCCCUGCCUACUGGAAUUUGGAGGAUCUGGGUGGAAGAUGCUCAGCCCCGAUCCGAGCAGGCUUGGAGAUCUCAGCCCCGAGACCCGCAUGCCUUUGUUCCUCUGCCGGUAUCUUCAUGCGUGUUCAGCACGAACUUCACUUAAAAUUUAGGAGUUCUGUUCACUUCCAUGAACUGCUGGGUUCUUGUCACUGAGUUUGCACACUAUGGUUUACAGCACUCACGGUGACUUGGGCAUUGUAGAGAGCAUAUAUGUGAAGAGGUGCCAGGAGAGAAGAAAAAGCAUGCUUUGUGCUUUCAAAGGUUUACAGAGUGCCAUCUUGCUCACAGCUUGGCCUGCGCUUAAGGAGUAACUUGCUCAUAGAGGACAGCCAGAUGAAGAAGAGGCAGCUGAAUCUUUUACCCAAAAACAAGUAGUUUGUUUGCCAUAGCAUAGCACUACACUUAGCUGGCCAGCAGUUGUUCUGUUUUUGAAGAAGUGGCCAAGAUUGCCUUCCUGACUCGGGCCUGCCUGGGAUCUCCUUGUGCCUUAGGCCUCGGCCACCUGAGACCUUGCCAAGAACUCAU